Molecule: messenger RNA, 1374 nt
Organism: Kluyveromyces marxianus DMKU3-1042
Lineage: Eukaryota; Fungi; Ascomycota; Saccharomycetes; Saccharomycetales; Saccharomycetaceae
Gene: IXR1
Exons: 1
Coding region: 1-1374 (457 amino acids)
Source: RefSeq, a predicted model, not a curated record
AUGAAUCUCAACAACCCAGGUCAUAACGAACACCAGGAUUUGAUCUACUCCGGUGAUCAAGAACACGCUCAAAGUCAUCACGGUGUGCCUGUUUCUAUGCAAGUGCAAUCGCCCCAAUCCUACCAUAUGCUCAAUGGCCAGCAAUCAGUGAGCCAGGGUGGUGCUGGAGCUGGAGGAGCAGUUCCCUCGCAACAGGGCAUGCAGUCGUCUCAGGCAGGUACAGGUCAUCCACAGAGUGGGUACUCUCAGUACCAAUUCCACAACUAUUUUGCUCCGCAAACAUCGCCAAUGGGCGUUGGGGCAAACACCAACGACCAGUCGGUCUCGUCUUUGCCCUUGCAGAUGCAGAUGCAGAUGCAGAUGCCGGGCCACCAGGUUUCUGACGCGAUGUUAAACCAAAUCUUGGCGCAGUUCAACCAGAGACAGCAGAACCAGCCAGGGUCCCAGCAGACCCAGGGCCAGUCGCAAACCCAAGCUCAGGUGCAAGCCCAGGCCCAAGCCCAAGCCCAAGCCCAAGCUCAAGCCCAAGCCCAAGCUCACAUGCAAGCUCAGGCUCAGGCUCAGGCUCAGGCCCAAAUGCAAGCUCAGGUCCAGCAAAACCACCAGGCCAACAACCCAAUGCAGCAGCAUUACAAGCAAACAGCAGGCCAAUUGUCCCCCAGGUACUACGCCCAGCAGCAGAUGAUGGAUCCCCAGGUGCAGAUUCCAAGCCAGUUCCAGUUCUUGGGCCAGUCCACGUCAGCAGGUCCUCAAAGACGCGUCGAUCUCGUCGAGACGACGAAACAGGGCAAAAGAGGAGGCGCCAACUCUUCCUCUCCUUCCACCGGGGCCUCGGGAAACAACAAGCAGAACGACCCACCAGUCAAGAAACUAUCCAUCACCCAAACGCGUAUCGCCAAGCGUAAGGAAUUGAAGAAACAAGGGCCCAAGAGACCUUCUUCCGCGUACUUCUUGUUCUCUAUAUCUAUCCGCUCGGAACUAUUGAAGCAAUACCCAGACGCAAAGGUCCCAGAACUCUCCAAACUGUCGAGUUCAAAGUGGAAGUCGAUGACCGAUGAGGAAAAGAAACCAUACUUUGACCAAUUCAAGACCAAUUGGGAAGAGUACAGAAUCGCUAGAAAGAAGUACGAAGAAACCCUUCCUCCAAAGAGACCCUCGGGUCCAUUCCUACAAUUCACAAAGGAUAUACGACCAUUACUUGUUGAGGAACACCCAAACAAAACCUUGAUCGAAAUUACUAAGAUGAUCGGUGAAAAAUGGAGAAGUCUCGAUGGUCCUUCCAAGCAAAAGUACACAGAUUCCUACAAAUUGAAGUUGAAGGAAUGGGAAGCAUCCUACGCUGAACACGAAGCAACUGACGAGGUCGAACAGUAG